Aspergillus versicolor CBS 583.65 is the source of this 2035-nucleotide messenger RNA. RefSeq lists its product as uncharacterized. Gene Ontology annotation, molecular function: transmembrane transporter activity. The record is from RefSeq and is a predicted model, not a curated record. Lineage: Eukaryota; Fungi; Ascomycota; Eurotiomycetes; Eurotiales; Aspergillaceae. The transcript has 5 exons. The coding region runs from base 261 to 1832 and encodes 523 amino acids. Gene Ontology annotation, biological process: transmembrane transport. Gene Ontology annotation, cellular component: membrane.
GCAUCUGCUCUCCAAGCAAAUGCGGGUUAAUAUACCUACAUAGUCCAGAGGUACCAUUAGCAUUAAAGGAAAUAUAAGCGGCAUGGCAUACUGGUAGUAAAGGCCGGGGUACGGGAUCUGGGGUCUGGGGUAAUCCUAUUGAGGACGAACAAUGUUGAUAAAAGGCGAGUCCCUCCCUUCGCAUUUCAUCGUGCCCUACACCCCUAUCCCUAUCUAUUUUUCAGAGAAGGGAUUUCUUCAUUGCCUUGAUCCUAUUCAUAAUGGCCGAUGACGCUCAGCCUUCUAGGGCGGCCAAGGAUGCUCCAGAUGAGCCGAGUCUGGAGCAAGUCCUCUCCGAAGGAGCCAUAGAUAAGCAGACUGUCGACUAUUCGCGUGUCGACAAUGAAGUCCAGCAGUACGCCGGCCAGGAAUCCACCCCAAUCGAUGAAGCAACAAACAAGCGUCUACGCAAAAUGAUCGACCGACGCGUGCUGAUAGUCAUGAUCCUUACCUACUUCCUGCAGGCGCUGGAUAAAGGGACAAUGUCCUUUGCUUCUAUUAUGGGGAUCAGAGAAUAUGCUGGCUUGGAGAAUGGCCAGAAGUACUCUUGGUUAACGACCUGCAUCUACAUCGCCGUCCUUGUUGUUGAAUACCCGACGAAUCUGAUUAUCCAGCGCGUUCCGAUUGCCAAAUACCUGAGUCUUAAUAUUGUUCUAUGGGGUGCCAUUCUUGCUUUACACUCUGUCUGCAAAAGUUUCCCUAGUUUACUUGCUGUUCGCACGCUGCUGGGUAUCUUUGAGGCUGCUUGUCAACCCUCAUUUGUGCUACUUUCUAGUAUGUGGUACAAACGGCAUGAACAAGCAGAAAUUGUCACCUACUGGUAUAUGAUGAAUGGUGGUCAACAAGUAGUUGGCGGCCUCUUGGCUUACUGCUUCAGUCUUAUUGGCAACGAUUACCAUAUCAAGUCCUUUCAGGCUCUCUUCCUGACAUAUGGGUGUAUUUCUGUGCUAUGGGGCAUCUUCGUGAUCCACUGGAUGCCUGAUUCACCCAUGCGCGCCAAAUGCUUUAAUGAGGACGAUAAACGCCUGAUGAUCGAGCGCGUUCGAUCCAACCAGACAGGACUGCAGAAUAAACAGUUUCGCGCCUAUCAGGUUUUGGAAGCAUUCCGAGAUCCCCAGGUUUACUGCUAUAUGGCAAUCCAGAUCUUCACUACACUUCCAACCAGUGGAUUGGCCAACUUUGCCAAUAUAAUCAUUGAAAGCUUUGACUUUACUGUGCUACAGACUCAGCUGUUAUCAAUGGUCCUUGGGUUCUAUAUUAUUAUUGUGCUGUUCACAACCUUGUUCUUGAUCAAGAAGACCGGCCAAAACCUGUAUAUUAUGCUGGGAUUUAUUAUACCGUCAUAUGUUGGCACCAUCGUCUUAAUGACUGUGGAAAAUACUAAUUUUGCCACAAAGAUUGGACUCCUAGUUAGCUACUACAUCACCAUGUCGUUUUGGGCUGCUCAGACACUGGGUUUAUCCAUGGUCUCUAGAAAUAUCGGCGGUGCGACCAAAAAGUCCGUUGUUAUCGCGACGACCUUUGUUUCCUGGGCCGUUGGAAAUUCCAUCGGUCCUCAAGUCUUCCUUGAUAACGAUGCCCCUCGCUACCUCACUGCCUUUGGCGUACACUUGGGCUGUUACGUUUGUUUAACAUUUGCGGUCAUAUUUCUGCGAAUGUACCUGUCCAUACAGAAUAAGAAGAAAGACCGCAUGCUUCUUGAAGCAGGUCUUGAUCCCAACGAGGAAAAUCUGGCGCAUGCAUUUGAAGACCGCACUGAUCAGGAGAAUCUUCACUUCCGGUACAUGUACUAGAGAUGGAUCUUGAAUAAGUUUUUUCGUUACAUAUUGCUUUAUUCAAUGCUUAGAAUGAGAUAUAUAAAAAAGGUCCCUAAAUCAGUAUCUUGAAACUAAUCUAAGACCUUGUGGUCGUCGUGUAUGCGACUAGCUUAUCGCAAAAAUAUAUAGUUUGCGAUAGGCGAAUCUCUUAACAUAAUAUUUCCGGCCAUAACUUUGUA